UUCAAGGUUCACCAUAUCCGCCACACAAAUGGCUGUAGCGAGUAAAAUCCCAGAGGUGGUGCUGAGCUCCUCCUCCGACAGCAAGGGCAUGCCGGUGAUUGGCUUUGGCACCGCCGCAGAUUCCAUCGACGGCGCCACCCUCAAAUCGGCGGUCCUGGAGGCAAUCAAGCUGGGUUACAGGCACUUCGACACUGCCUCUGCAUAUGGGUCUGAGCAGGCUUUGGGAGAAGCUAUUGCCCAAGCACUCACACUCGGCCUUGUCAGCUCCCGGGAGGAGCUUUUCAUUACUUCCAAGCUCUGGCCUAGUGAGGCUCAUCCUGAUCUUGUUCUUCCAGCUCUACAGAAAUCAGUUCAGAAUCUUCAGUUGGAAUACAUAGACCUGUAUUUGAUCCACUGGCCCAUCACUGUGAAGCCUGGAAAGGGGGGAUGGCCUUUUGCUGAAGAGGACAUGAUGCCCAUGGAUUUCAAGUCUGUGUGGGCAGCCAUGGAGGAGUGCCAGAGACUUGGCCUUGCGAAGUUCAUUGGAGUCAGCAACUUCUCUUGCAAGAAGCUUCAAAACCUGCUCUCCUCCUCCACUAUUCCUCCUGCAGUGAAUCAAGUGGAGAUGAGCCCUGUUUGGCAACAGAAGAAACUAAUAGAUUUUUGCAAGGCAAAUGGAAUUGUUGUCACUGCUUUCUCUCCAUUGGGAGCAAAAGGGACUAGUUGGGGCACCAACCAUGUUAUGGAGAAUGAAGUUCUCAUGGAGAUUGCAAAAGCAAGGGGGAAGACUGUUGCUCAGGUUUGUCUUAGAUGGAUAUAUGAGCAAGGGGUGACUCUUGUGAUGAAGAGCUACAACAAGGAGAGGUUGAAGGAGAAUCUGCAGAUCUUUGACUGGGAACUAUCAGAGGAUGACAGUAAGAAGAUCAGUGAAAUCAAGCAGCACCGGAUGAUGCUCAAGGAGGAACUUAUUUCAGCUCGUGGACCCUACAAGUCCAUUGAAGAGCUUUGGGAUGGAGAGCUCUGAACUUUAACCUUUAAGAGAGUUUACUGCUUGCAUGUAAAAUGGGUUGAUUUUUAUUUUUACAAGUUUUUAUUGAUCCAAAGGUUGAUUUUCACUGCCACAUUAUUGUAAUUAUAUGACAGUUGUAUGAGAGUGUACUAAAUAGCAUUAUUCUUAUAAAAUAUUUGUGAGAUAAAAAUACAGGACGUAGAAUUUCUCUUUUGGAAUA
Corylus avellana is the source of this 1208-nucleotide messenger RNA. RefSeq names its product non-functional NADPH-dependent codeinone reductase 2. Gene Ontology annotation, molecular function: oxidoreductase activity, acting on the CH-OH group of donors, NAD or NADP as acceptor. NCBI's taxonomy places the organism in Eukaryota, Viridiplantae, Streptophyta, Magnoliopsida, Fagales, Betulaceae. The record is from RefSeq and is a predicted model, not a curated record.